Messenger RNA from Eurytemora carolleeae, 1133 nucleotides. Its product is annotated as eukaryotic translation initiation factor 4E type 2. The transcript is spliced from 8 exons. The coding region runs from base 64 to 723 and encodes 219 amino acids. Gene Ontology annotation, molecular function: RNA 7-methylguanosine cap binding; translation initiation factor activity. Lineage: Eukaryota; Metazoa; Arthropoda; Copepoda; Calanoida; Temoridae. Gene Ontology annotation, cellular component: eukaryotic translation initiation factor 4F complex; cytoplasm. The record is from RefSeq and is a predicted model, not a curated record. Gene Ontology annotation, biological process: translational initiation.
GGAUUAUUGAGAAUUUAAAACCAGUUUAAAUAAUCAGUAAAGAUUGCGCCAAUUAUUGAUAAAAUGUCCAGUAUAUCUUCCAACAAAUACUACCACUUGUGUAGUGAUGACAGCGAGGAGGAAACUCCAAACAACAAUCUGGAGAUUGACAAUCAGUGCUUCACCCCUGUAGAUGUACCUGAAGGGGAACACAAGCUACAAUCUCAAUACUGCUUGUGGUACAGUAGAAGAGGAUCAGGGAAACAGUCCCUUAAUUUCCAUCUAAAUUUAAAACUUAUCGGAAGGUUCGGAUCUGUAGAACAGUAUUGGCGUAUAUACAGUCAUCUAGUGAGACCUGGAGAACUUUCUUCUCACUCAGACUUCCAUCUGUUCAAAAGUGGUAUAAAACCAAUGUGGGAGGAUGAUGCUAAUAAAUGCGGGGGAAAGUGGAUUGUUAGACUUAGGAAAGGCCUGAGCUCUCGGUGUUGGGAAAACCUUGUUCUGGCGAUGCUUGGAGAACAGUUCAUGGUCGGAGAGGAGAUUUGUGGAGCAGUUGUAUCCGUCAGAUUCCAAGAAGAUAUAAUCUCUAUUUGGAACCGAACAGCUAGUGAUACGGCUGUAACGAACCGUAUCCGGGAUACAUUCCGUCGGGUACUCAACUUACCCCAGGGGACAGCUAUAGAAUACAAAGCGCACAACGAUAGCAUCAAGGAACUUGAAACCAUUGGCCGGGGGAAGACAUAAUUAACGGGACAAGUCAAGCUUUAGAAACACGGAUAUUUUUGUUCGCUGAGAACUGUUCCUGGUUUAACUGACUAGUGACUUCCAACCACAGAUUUAUACUGCAGACAGACCCUCUUGUCUUCUAAAUAUUAAUCAAUCAAUCAAUUUUAUUGUAUCACUUCUUGGAAGAUUAAUUUCAGGGGAAAUUUUUUUUUUAUGGAUUUAGAAAUAUUCCAUCAAAUUAAAAAUUGUUUUGGUUGACAAGUUAUGGGAAGCUUGAAAAUAAGAUACUUUAUGAUACAUCCUUACCUCGAUCAAAAAUAUUAUUUCUCUACAUAAAUUGUUUAAAAAUUAUAUUGGAAAAUAUAUACUUAAACCUGUCAUAAAACCAACAGCACAAAUCGAAGCUCGGAAAUCUCAAUGUUUCAGAA